Messenger RNA from Umbelopsis ramanniana AG, 1272 nucleotides. RefSeq lists its product as uncharacterized. Bases 49 to 1185 code for a protein of 378 amino acids. Gene Ontology annotation, molecular function: phosphatidylinositol kinase activity. Gene Ontology annotation, biological process: phosphatidylinositol metabolic process. The record is from RefSeq and is a predicted model, not a curated record. The transcript has 8 exons. NCBI's taxonomy places the organism in Eukaryota, Fungi, Mucoromycota, Umbelopsidomycetes, Umbelopsidales, Umbelopsidaceae.
CAUAUGCCCUUGCCACCGUUCUAACACUUUCAAUGCAAAAGGUACGAUAUGCUGACGGGCAUUCGAAUAGCGGUUGGACGUGUAUCGGCCAAAAUGAAACGAGAUUUAACAGACGAAGACUUUUAUGCAGCACAUAAACUUGUAUUUGACAUUACCGGUAAUGAACUUACACCUGGUGUGAAGUACGAUUUCAAAUUCAAAGACUACGCUCCAUGGGUAUUUCGAAACCUCCGCGAAAGUUUCAAGAUCGAUCCUGCUGACUAUAUGAUAUCCUUAACCGACAAGUACAUUCUCUCCGAGCUGGGAUCUCCUGGCAAAAGCGGGAGUUUUUUCUACUACUCUCGGGAUUACCGAUUCAUUAUCAAAACCAUUCACCAUACCGAACACAAGUUCAUGCGAAAAGUUCUUCGCCAAUAUUAUAACCAUGUUGUUGCCAACCCCAAUACCCUUCUUUGUCGCUUUUAUGGUUUACAUCGUAUCAAAUUACCUCAUGGCAGCAAGAUCCAUUUCGUCGUAAUGGGAAAUGUUUUUCCUGCCAAUCGAGAUGUCCAUGCGACGUUUGACUUAAAGGGAUCAACGCUUGGAAGAGUCACUCCUGAUGAAGAGGUUCAGAAAAACCCCAAUGCGGUUAUGAAAGAUCUCAACUGGGAACAGAAGAAUUGCAAAUUGCAGUUUGGCCCUGAGAAGAGUGUGAUAUUGAUGGAACAGUUACGAUUGGAUGUUGAGCUGCUGAUCAAACUCAACAUUAUGGAUUACAGUCUUCUCGUUGGUGUACAUGAUUUGAGGCGCGGAAAUAAGGACAAUAUUCGCGACAACCACCUGCAGCUCUUCCAGCCCCAAACAAAACGGAUGGAGCGGCAAUUAUCCUUACGCAAUAAACGGGAGAGCAAAGCUCAGAUCGUACGCAAAGCCAUUGCAAGUGCUGAAACGACAAGGCUAGACGUCUCUAAACUUCCGGAGAUCAUAUCCACAGAGCGACGGAAUUGUAUCUUUUACGCCGACGAUGGUGGAUUUCAGUCAACGAAUGAAGAGAACGAAUCGACUGACAUACUGUAUUUUGUUGGCGUGAUUGAUAUUUUAACGCCAUACAACUAUGUCAAAAAAGUUGAACACGCCUGGAAAGGGCUGACGUUGGAUAAGGUAAAGGGGGGGGGGAACCCGAUAUGUCGAUUUGUUACUCCCUAGUGCUAACAUCUACUGCCUCCAUUUUCAGAAAGCCAUUUCUGCUGUUCCUCCACCAGAAUACGGUGCACGAUUUUUACGAUUCAUGCA